Messenger RNA from Cordyceps fumosorosea ARSEF 2679, 939 nucleotides. Its product is annotated as vacuolar membrane PQ loop repeat protein. The transcript is spliced from 5 exons. NCBI's taxonomy places the organism in Eukaryota, Fungi, Ascomycota, Sordariomycetes, Hypocreales, Cordycipitaceae. The coding region runs from base 1 to 939 and encodes 312 amino acids. Gene Ontology annotation, cellular component: fungal-type vacuole membrane. Gene Ontology annotation, biological process: basic amino acid transmembrane export from vacuole. The record is from RefSeq and is a predicted model, not a curated record.
AUGGGCUUCCCUCUAACGGCCCUGGCCGGCGUCUUCGCCGCGCCGCACGACGACGGCAUGCCGCUGCUCGAGGCCAUCUCGGGCAUCUUUGGCAGCAUCAGCAUGGCUUCGUGGAUAUGUCUGAUGCUGCCUCAAAUGGUUGCCAACUACAAGGCCAAGAGCGCCGACGGCAUCAGCAUGACCUUUUUGGUCGUCUGGAUGCUCGGCGACAUUACCAAUCUUUUGGGCGCCUUCUUCACCCACCUCGCACCGACGGCCAUUGCGCUCGCCUGCUACUUUUGCGUCGCCGACUGUGUCCUCAUCACGCAGUGCCUGUACUACAACAACCUCAACCGCCGCAGGGCCGCCGCCCGCGCCGCCCACCACCACGCCCACGCCCAUGCGAACGAGGACUCGCCGCUGCUCGGCCGCCGUCACAGCGCUUCGUCGCGCCGCGCGAGCCACUCCUCCCAGACCAAGAUGCCCAUCGGCGACGACGCCCUGGACACGAAGCCCUGGGUGCAGAACCUCGUCAGCCUGGUGGCCGUCUACAUCAUUGGCUUUCUGGGGUGGUACAUCUCAUACAAGGCCGGGGCGUGGAAGUCGGAUCCCACGCCGCCGUCCGACCCGUCCGAGCAGAGGACGACGCUCGAGGUUGUCGGCCUGAUGCUAGGCUACGCCAGUGCCUUUUUCUAUCUUGCCGCUCGUGUGCCUCAAAUCAUCAAAAACUACCGCGAAAAGUCAUGCGAGGGUCUCGCUCUGCUUUUCUUCCUCCUUUCGCUCACUGGAAAUGCCACUUACGGCAUCAGCCUGGUCACCUACUCGCAGGACAAAAAGUACCUACUCAAUGCCGUGCCAUGGCUACUUGGUUCCGUCGGCACGAUUUUCGAGGAUUCCAUCAUCUUCGUCCAAUUUCACAUAUACGCCAACAGCGCGCGUGUAUCCAACUCGUCGGUAUAA